Messenger RNA from Fragaria vesca subsp. vesca, 731 nucleotides. Its product is annotated as squamosa promoter-binding-like protein 4-like. The coding region runs from base 186 to 722 and encodes 178 amino acids. Gene Ontology annotation, cellular component: nucleus. NCBI's taxonomy places the organism in Eukaryota, Viridiplantae, Streptophyta, Magnoliopsida, Rosales, Rosaceae. The record is from RefSeq and is a predicted model, not a curated record. Gene Ontology annotation, molecular function: DNA binding. The transcript has 2 exons.
AAAGAAUCAUGGAGCAGAUUGGUGUGGUCCUCACUACUCUUGCCUCAUUACUUUCACCUUUUAAUGUUCUCCUUCCCCCAUCACUAACAACCCCAUUGAGUUAUCUUCUUCCUCUUCUUGAUCUAGAUAGCUACAGCUAGCUCAUUCUAGCUUGCCGAGCUCCCUUGCUACUCUAUACAUGUACAAUGGCAGAGAGUAAGAGCAAGCAGAGGAAGGAGAACCCCCAUGCGGUGGUGAAGAAGGAGGAAGAGGAGGAGGAUCAUGAGGAUCUGGACAAUAAGAAGAAGAAACUACAAGUUGUGGGUGGAUGUGGAAGUGGAUCUGUGAAGAACCAGAACCAGAUGAUGAGAUGUUGUCAGGCUGACAAGUGCACUGCUGAUCUGAGUGAUGCAAAGCUCUACCAUAGAAGGCAUAAAGUGUGUGACCAACAUUCUAAGGCUCCAGUUGUGCUUGUGUCUGGGAUCAGCCAAAGAUUUUGCCAACAAUGCAGCAGAUUUCAUGAGCUAUCAGAAUUCGAUGACACCAAGAGGAGUUGUCGCAGGCGCUUGGCUGGCCACAAUGAACGCCGAAGGAAGAAUUUAUCUGAGACAUAUGCAGGAGGUUCAAGCCGCAAAGGAACUAGUACUGAGUCGUGCAGGAGAGUUGAGGAUAUGGGAUCCGGAAGAAUUCAGAUCAACAUCCAAGAAAUGUCGACUCGCAAUAAGCAUUUCCAAAUCAGAUAAAACUUACCA